Molecule: messenger RNA, 1078 nt
Organism: Osmia lignaria (orchard mason bee)
Lineage: Eukaryota; Metazoa; Arthropoda; Insecta; Hymenoptera; Megachilidae
Source: RefSeq, a predicted model, not a curated record
AUACACAUAACUACUACAUUUAAUUGUGCGCAUGUGUGCGUUGUACUCCAAAGUAGUAUUGACGUUGACAAUUUGCAGUUGAUAUUUAAUAAGAAUCUAAGAACGGUUGGGGGUGUUUCCUAAGAUUAUUUCAUUUCACAACAUUAUUAAGACAAUAUGGAUGCAUUUGGUGACAACUUUGUCAUUGAACCAGAAGUGGAUCCUGUAGCAGAAUUUGUAGCAAGAGAACAGGAUCAAUUGGCAGGACUUGAGGAUGAGAUUCCUCCAGUUUCUAUUACUGCACCUACAACAAUAUCAAAUACAGAUGUUGGCCCAGGUGGUGAUGCUGAAGGUAGCUUUGAAAUAAUAGAUGCAGUUGGACAGCCUACUGAUCCACAAGCACCACCAGUAAUAGAAACUGCAUCGAAACCUCCUCCAGUAAAAGAAGAACCUGAAAAAAUACGAAAAUGGAGAGAAGAACAAAAAGCUAGACUAGAAGAAAAAGAUGCUGAAGAAGAGAAAAAGAAAGAAGAAUGGAGGGAAGCAGCAAGAAAAGAGCUAGAGGAAUGGUAUAAACAUCAUGCAGAAGCUAUCAGUAAAACAAAAACUACAAACAGGGAAUCAGCCAAAAACGCAGAAAAACAAUUUGUAGCGGAAGCUGAUGAAGUGGAACCAGGAACUGAAUGGGAACGCAUCGCAAAACUUUGCGACUUUAACCCAAAAUCUUCCCGUGCUUCUAAAGAUGUGUCUCGAAUGCGGUCAAUUAUUUUACAAUUGAAACAAACUCCACCAGCUCCUGUCAGUCUUUGAUUAAAUUAAUUUGAUUGUUCGUUCUGAAAAAAGAAACAUGAUUAACAUAUACAGAACAAUACAUUUAUUGUAGGCGUUAAAUACAAAAUAAAAAAAAUGUAGAAUGUAUCAUUACCUAUGCAAAUCAUGUUUCAUAACAAGUUGCAUGUCAUGUUGCCAACGAUAAAUAUUUGGAUAUGUAACGGGAUUUAUUGACGAUGGUACUGCAUUAUAAACCGCAUAAUCAACUUUCAUCGGUAUAUAUCUAAAAAAUAUAUAAUAUUACAUAAAAGAUUCUAUCUAAUAAUAA